AAAUUUCGGUAUUUUUUUUGCUGUUUUAAUUUUUCUAACCUUCGUUACAAGAUCCAAAAAGAUAAAUUAAACAGGCCUAGUAAUGCUUUUGGUUUAAAAUGCCGAAAUACAGUCAUAACUGCUGGCUAACCACAAGAAUCUAAUAUACGAUGGCUUAUACCUUUUAUAAAAGUAGUAUGAUUUUAUAUAUGCUAACAGUCACGCAUUUAAUAAGUUUCGUUCUUCUAUUUUAAGCAUGUUAUAACGAUUGUCCUUUGUCACUGCCUCAUGUCUAUUCGCUUUUGUUUAUUAUACCCGGGUCUCUAUUACUCUGACCGAAGAAACGAAAUAAAGCCAUAAAAUAAACAGUAACGCAAACUUCCAACAGGCAAUGGUAGCUUAUACAACAGCUCAAUUAUCAGCGGUUUGUCUCAGUGAUAUCAUGGAACAACUACUUCAAUGGACUACUUCCUAGAAAUGUUGACAUUUUAUAGAAUUGCUUAAAUCGAUUGCGUUUGAUUGAAGGUAAACAAUAACACAGAACAUCAGAUACAGCUCAUUGUUUGUAUGCUAGGUGUAGCGACCACGCUUUUUUUACAAAUUAAAUUUUAAUACGUUUUUAUUCGUAAGCUUAUUUUAAUAAUAACAACUGUCAUUUUUCGCUAUACACUGGCUUUUCGUUUCAACCGGGUCAGUGCCAUGCAAGACACCUUUUUAAACGAUGUUGAUUUAGUGUUUGUACUUUGUACAGUAGACAUACGUAAGCGCAUAAAAAGUAAAUACAAAGCCAUGCAUCCCAUUUUGAAUAAAUUCUAGACAAUAAAAACGCUAAGAAAUUUUUAACAAUCUUUAAAUGUUUUACACAAUACUCCCCAUAAACAAUUAAAUUUAUAACCGCUUGAUUUAAUAAAUACGCGUUGCUAGCCUUAUUUUCUGCUUGAGCGAUUCUGGUUGGCAACAAUUCCAAAUAUGGCAACUAAGUUGCCGACCCUGCUUAACCCCAGUGACGUAUACACUGAUGACGUAUUGAGAUGCAUCAAAGGAACGAUACGAUCUGGGGAAAUACAUCACCGAUACGAUGCAAGCAAAGCGUCCGCGAGGAACAAUCAAACCUUUGUAACAUUGGUGGCGGACGAAGAAAAAGCAUGGAGGGAAAAAUUUGAGCGUCGCAAGAAAAACCUGACCUAUGGAUUUUUUGCCGAUAAAACCAAACCUUACCAAACAAUUGGUACCGUUUAUCUUGAGGCUGGUGACCUUGUGUUAAACUCGAUAACUGAAGAUGUAAAAUCUAAGAUCUCCCGUCUACCACGGCAUUACAAUGAAGUUUGGAAAAUGAACACAACUCGUAAAACGACGUCGCAACCAAAGAAAUCGAACUUUAUCGCUGGGAAGUUAAACCAGCAUUUAGAUGGGGGUGAAGCAAGUGCCGGGUUUACGAGCAUCAAGAUACGGUUGAAUGAAAUCACGCACAUGAGGAAAAGUAUUCAAGCAGAACAAAGUUUGAGUGGAUAUUUAAUGAAGAAGGAACACGAUCUUUAUCACAUAGAUAAGAAGGUGGGGUUGGAGAUGAAAUGUCCUCCCAAGAACAAUUGGAAGAUUGUAAGAACAAUAGGAAAGAUAAUGGGAGCCGUGAAACAUAGGGACACAGCAGCAGACCAGCUGAAGUCGAUCACAGGCACGGGCAGUGUCGUGGCACGAGCGUUCCGGAAGAAGAAACCUCAGAAGCCAGUGAUGAACAACGAUCUCGGAGAGAUGGAGGACCGUGAGGAAAUUCUGCAGAAGUUUCGCCACGAAAGAAAACAGAAAUAUUUGAUUCUAAAACUGCAGGCAUUAAAUUCAUUAUUCUGCUCCUUGUUUAACAUGAAAGUAAAGAUGUUAAGAGUCAGUGUAAGUGUUGGUGAUGUAACAGGUUGUAUAGUGAGGUCAUAAACAGCUUUGUUUGGUCAUAAAACAAUAAGAAGGUUUUAGGAAGAUUUUAGAAAGUAGUCAUUUAAGAAAAUAAUAUUUUAA
Messenger RNA from Ciona intestinalis (vase tunicate), 1989 nucleotides. Lineage: Eukaryota; Metazoa; Chordata; Ascidiacea; Phlebobranchia; Cionidae. The record is from RefSeq and is a predicted model, not a curated record.